AUGACUGUCGGUGUAAACAGUUGGUCUUUAUUCUAUGGUUGUACCGUUGUACGGGUUGCACCGUCGCACUCGUAUAUAUCCCUGUCGUGCUUGUGUCAAGUGUCACGGUUCGUCCUAUUGUGUUCGCGUAGCACUUCGGAGAUGACUGAGAAUAUUUUCCUCUUCGUUCCGAACAUCAUCGGAUAUGGACGCAUCAUAUUGGCUCUCCUGUCAUUUUACUUCAUGCCAACGAACUGUCUUGCUGCAUCAAUUUGCUAUGGAGUUAGUGCAUUUCUGGACUGCAUCGAUGGCCACGCUGCAAGAAUGUUCAAUCAAAGUACCAAGUUUGGUGCCAUGCUUGACCAGCUCACAGACCGUUGCGGCACCAUGUGCCUGCUUGUGAUUCUGGCACAGUUCUACCCGAGCUACACCUUCUGGUUUCAACUCAGCAUGGCCAUUGACAUCGCCAGCCACUGGCUGCAUCUGCACACGUCCCUUCUUUCUGGCAAGGACAAUCACAAGAACCUGGAUGCUAAUGACAAUCCCAUCAUGAAACUGUACUACACCAACAAGCCAAUCUUGUUCACAAUGUGUGUGGGAAAUGAAGCAUUCUAUGGUGGCCUCUAUUUGCUCCACUUCACUGAAGGUCCAGUGGUGCUUGGAUUAGGCCUCUUCAGAGCCAUGACCCUCAUCAGUGCUCCGAUAGCCAUCGCCAAGUCACUUGUAAGCCUUCUCCAGAUGCAGAUUGCUGCUGUAAACCUCGGUGCCAUUGAUGUCAGUGACCGCAGCAAACGCACAGAGUGAGCUGUUUGUGCACUGGUGCCACCACUGUGAAAUUAUGUUCUGGCAGCCACAUUGCCAAAAGAAGCGCACAGAUCACCUGUAUGUGCUCUGUCUUGCCAUGUUUCGGUUUUAACUUAAUGUGUUGAAGAAUUCCUGGGGCAUUUUGGGGAGAGGGGGGAAACAUGGGCAUAUUGUUCCUGAUAUGCACCUGCAAUUCCCAGUAUUUGUUUUGGCAGGAACUCAUUGUGUCCAGUAUUUAUUUCACUGGCUGAGUCUGUUAGUCUGUUGUGUAUAUUCAGUAGUGUUAAUUAGGGCUAGUAGUCUAUAGCCUCCUUACUUUCUAACAAUUAGUCAACAUCGGGGUUGUGUCAUGCAGCAAAAAAAUGAUUUUGUAUCAUGCGGCAAAAAAUGAAAAAAAAAAAAAAAUGGUGCACUCACUAAUGUGGAAUGUGGAAAGUCAUCAGCUUUUUAGGCAAUCCCUUUAAUUUUUCAAGUAUGAGGUAACACAUCACGUAUCAGUAUUACCAUUUAAAUUGUAUUUUGUGUUUUCUUCUACCAGGUGAUCAUAUUUAUGAUUUGCUGAAAAUUUUAAAAUUGCCAGUGGCAGGUAGCAAAAUUAUAGUCCUUGAGCUGGAUUAUUCAGAGGUGGACGUUACUUGAUAAGAAUUCAAAACACAUAUUCAACUAUUAACAAAAAUUUGUAAAUUAACUUCUUAAUUAAUUAGUAUGUUACUGCACAUAUUGCAAUUUACAAAUUGUAGCCGGUGAGUUUGCUAGACAUAUCACUUAGAAUGAAUUUUCUGGAUAACACCAGUUUCGAGAUAUUCAUCAUCAAAGUGUGCUAUGAAAUAUAUGGGUGUUCCAGUUACUUUUGUGCUUUCAAUGCAUAAAAUAGCGUUUUGUUAAAAAAGUAAGCGAAACAACAGUGCAUUUUUACCGCUUGUUUGAUGGCGCAUAUCUCGGAACCCGUGCCAUCCUCAAAAUUCAUUCCAAGUGGAUUUGCCUCGCAAGCUCACUGGCUACAAUUCAUAAAUUGCAAUAUGUGCCAUAAAGUAAUUAGUUUAGAAGUUAAUUAGUGAAUGUUUGUUAUUUAGUUGAUUAUGUGUUUCAAUUUCUUGUGCAAGUAAUGUCUGGGAAAAGGAAAAAAAUCGAGUUCUGCGAAUCCCUUACGGGAUUCCGCAGAACGGAUUUGCCAAGUAAUAUCUACAUCUCUUUGAAUAAUCCAGCUCAAGGACUAGAAUUAUGCUAUCUGCAGCAGGCAAUUAUUAAAAAUUCUGUAAAAUUCAAAAGGAUCACCCCAUAUAACCUCUUCAGAAGCCAAUUAAUUCUAUUCAUUGAAAGUUUAGUUUCCCCAUAUUUCUUGCAUCUUCAGAAUCAUGAAAAACGGGGCAGCUUCAGAACGGAUUAGGGAUUUUCAGUUCUUCAGUGAGUUUUCUCAAGUUUACAGAAUUUGGAUUCUAUUGUGGACUCUAUUGCGAGAACAACUCAAGAGAAAGCAGGAGCUUCAUCAUCCAUCCACCCGGCUUCCUUGGUUCAGCCUCCUGUGACCAUCCUGUCUUCCCACUCACACAUUGAGGAUGAAAGGUCGCCUUUUUAUUUGUUUUUUGUUAUUAACGAACGCUAACAGAUUAGCAGCUUUAGCAUGUGGUGCACAAUAUCGAAAUAAAGAUCAAGUGAGGAGUGGUGAAUACAAAAGUAAGUACAGAACACAGACUAACAAAAUAUGUGGCGGCAAUUCAUGGACUAAACGAGAAGCCACCUUUGGUCACAGUGAUUAAAUGAGGACACUAUUUGAAAAGUUAAGGCUGCAAUGAGGUCCUUCAGUGGGAGAGGGUUUGGCAAAACAGUGUGGCAAAACUAAACAAAUAUCUUCACAUUAUGAAUUAAAGAGUUUGUUUAACUUACGCCAAUAGUGAACUGGAUGCUUAUGAAGCGAUAUAAGAGAGUAAAACAAGGAUUUUUUACAAAGAGUUUACGUGAGCUUGCUGUAGCAUAUAGUAGUGGUGGAACGCUACAGUUGCAAUUGACAUAGUAUUGGCAAUCCAACAGAAAAUGUUGGCAUUGCUGUACAUCUCCACCAAGCAAAAUUUUCUGUACACAUUUCAAGGUAUGCAAAUCUACAUACUAGGUAGAGUGAUCAGAUGUCUCGGCUUAUGCAUGACUUGUGAUGCUCAAUUAAAUUUAAUUCUGGGGUUUUAUGCGCUAAAACCACAAUCUGAUUACGGGGCAAGCUGUAACAGGGGAUUCCGGGUUAAUUUUGACCAUCUGAGGUACCAAUUGCACGGUACACAAGCGUUUUUGCAAUCCAUCGGAAUGCGGCCCUCUAGGCCAUGAUUGUACCCCUGACUUAGUGCUCGGCAGUGGAACGCCAUAGUGACUGAGCUACCGCGGUGAGUACAUGUUAUGCACUUGCCUACAGUUUACCUGCGGUACAUACAGCUUUUGUAAGCAUGGUCCCUUCAUCUCAUUGGCACUGUGUAGUGUGUAAGUCUAAACUCUGCACCUCCAGCCAGACUAAACUGGUAUUUAACUUAAUGCUGGCAGGACAGGCUUGUGACAGCAGCUAGUAUAAGCACUGGCAGUGAAUAAUGCACUGACACCAAAAGGCAUAGGCAGUGACAUGAUGCAAAAUCAACAACACUAAAAGCACUGAAAGGUAGACUAGGAGUUUCUGCAGAUUCAUUGUUGAAAUAAGCAGUGUAACAUGAGAACGCUACCAAGAGCAGAAAACAGACGGCAACCUGCCUCGGUGACUCAGAGGCUAUUGUGUUCUGCUCUUGAGCACAAGGUUACAGAUUCGAUUCCUGGAUGCAGCAGCUGCAUUUUGAUGGGAGUGAUGUGCAAAAAUGCUCGUGCGCUUAGAUUUAGGCUCACAUUUAAGAACCCCAGGGGUCAAAAUUAAUCCGGAGCCUUUCACUACAGCGUGCCUCAUAAGCCACGGUGUAGUUUAAGGACAUUUAAACCCCAUAAUUUUUGUAAAAUAGACAGUGCAUGCAUUGUGCUCUCAACUGAAGUCACACAUAUUAACACACAUCCACACAAAAUAACGAAAUGUAAUAUUAGCAAGAUAUGUAAUUGCACUAUCUUAAUAGGCAUACUUUUUUUUUAAGUACUAAGGUGCCAUGGAUGAAAGAAUCACAGGAGGUGGGCUAAUGCAUCAUAAGAAUUGUGUGAGGGAGAUUAUUGAGGCAUUUCAUUGAAACAUUGAAAUGCGAGCUUUGUGGUUCUUUUGCAUAAGAGUCAACAUGUCUGGGCGCUGUCACAUUGGGGAAUAUACGAAGAAAACGUAGUCAACAUAUACAUACAUUGAUGGCAUUCAAAUGACGGAACGUUUCAUUCUUGUAACUUUCUCAUAUGGAAUAGAUGGACAUUGAUGGUGUCGUAAGUUAUUGCACCUAUGGUAUUUAUAAAGCCUAUGUGCAUUAGGUACUGCAGGUGUCAGUCAUAUAUUUUUGCUCACACUCAUUGUGGAGUUAUAUCCCAAGUCGUGGAAUGAAUAUCCCAUAUGGCAUUUAUUUUAAAUUUUUUCUGACAACUUAAAAAUGGGGAAAUGAAAGAAAUGUGCAAUGUAUCUUUUGUGGUGUUUGUUGGGUUGCUUUUCAAAAGCAAGUGUGCUGGUACUGUGGCACAAAGGAAUUUCUGAUGAGACCUCUAGGGAUACUCAUAAAAAUAGUUGGAACACUGGUGACGCCCAGUCAGCUGAUGCAGAAGAAAAAUUGUAUCUCUUCUUGUAUAUUGUACUUACUUUCAUCUAUUUGAGAUGGCAGUGCUGUGAAUCAGUGUUGAAAUGCAAACAUACAGUAGUGAUUCUUUUGUCUCUGUUUUGUCUUGUUGCAUCCGCAGCUGUAGCCUUUCGUGCUCAAUCAGGCCAACGCAGGCUUUGACGGUGGAAAUUAUUGAUAUGUACACAGGGCUUAACCAGACAUUAGGACAAUUAGUUAAAUGCACAGAUUCUCACAGGAGGAUGACCUUGCAUUACUUUAUUGGGAAAAGCGUCAUCAACACAGGAGGAGUCGGAAUGGGUUCCUGAGAAAGAAAGCUUUACAUUUGAAAAAAAAAUAAUAUUAUUUCGGGGAUAGAACCAGCUACCUUGGCGCUUCCUUGGUGGUUGCUGUACCAUCAGGGCUAAAUAGGAGACUUUCUGAUGGUAAGGUGAGAGUGAAUUAAAGGGACUGACAACCGAUUUCUAAAGGGGCCCUGAACCACCCCUCGGGCUUGGUGAAAUAAUGUAGUCCGCGGGUAGCAUAUGCUGCUGUGAAUAUCUCAGCCAAGUUUUGCUGUCGUAUGCAGUGCAUAGAGCUUGCAAGCGGAGCACGAAGUCACCUUUCUCUCAAACGCUCUCGUUUCAACAAAAGCCAUAAUCCUCACUCUUUUCUGUGUGCUUUAUUACGUAAUAAAGCACAUUCCUAUACGCGGCUGCUAUUGGUCGCGUCGGUCGGCUACACCGCGGCCGCCGCGAGGUGCACGAGUCCACUGCCUAAGCGCACUGCGGCUCGCUGAAAACAACCACGUUUGGCUUACGUUUAGUGCAUUGUAGGCACCAAAAUCGGAAGUCGUGGCGUCUGCAUUAACAUCCAAAAUGAAAUUUGAACUGCGCGCCACGGUGACAUUUCGAAAGCGGAACGUUAUGGCCCCACUCCGCCGUAGCCUUUGCAGUGCAAGGCAUUGAAGGAGGAGUGGAAGCACAGCGGAAGCCGUGUUUGAUUGCCAAUAAUUCCACUUCCGCUGAACGAAUUGAAGUACUUUUUGCGGCAAAGUAUUUCUGAAAUAGCUUAUUUUCACUUGAAAUGCCUUUCUCCACUUUGAUAAACAGUGGUUCAGGGCCCCUUUAAGGACCCAGCUUUCUAUGGCGAAAUGAAACGCUCAUUCUCGGAGGUGUUUCUACUUGCAGCAGUUACCUCCAAUAGCGCAGAUAUUUUACAAGCAGAAUUUUUCGAUCUGUGCAAUAAUAGGGGUCCUGACACCAGCAACACUGAGAAGUGAGAGAGAGAUGCCUAUAGCCCGCCUCGCUUAUUAGGCAAGCAACACAAUAUGUGGCUAUUGCAGGAAUGAGUCCAACUUUCAUUAUCAGUCUGCAUUUUCCACAUUUUCACCCCUCCGUAAAUAAAACGCUGCUGUAAAACGCUGCAUCUGUGGCUGCUGCAAAUCCUAGUGCUAGCUAGUGGAAAUGUGGUGCCCUCUUUUGGACGUGGACACUAGUUCUCACAUUGCCACUAUAGCCUUUGAGAAUGGGCUACAGCGCACACCGUCCGAUCUGGGAGGCUAUGGCGCCACUUUGCUACUCAUAACUAUAAUAGAUUUAACUGCGCGCAUUGUAGGUAACACAAAAAAUUUAUAAUAGAAAAACAUUUAUUGCAUUUCAAUAUUUAAAAAAAGGGCAAGGAGCUGCAUACACUAAUAGAAGGUCACGUGAUAAGGCGACCUAUCGUGUCAUUCUUUUGCCAUGCGAAGUUGCCAAAGGUCAUUUAUCGCAAUUUGUUAAGAACUAAAAGUAUGAAUCCUCGUUUAAUAAGGAAAACAGUGCUUGAUUCAAUCAAUACGAGACUCUUUCCAUCAGUGGGGCUAUCUCGAUUCAGGUUCUGUAACGGUUGUCUGUCUCUUUAAAAACUUAAACAGGAACAUUGAAUAAGCAAGUACGUCUGCGGACAUUUGCAAGGUGGAGGAAUUUUCUUGAAAGGAAAAACUCAUUCAUCAGAAAGAUUUGAGGUGGAUGACAAUUUUAAGUUUUCCAUUUCAUGAAGCAUCCCCCAGUGCAUUUCAGGUGUUAUGGAGUUCAUAAGUAAUUUCGUAUUUGCAGCCAGGUGCCAUUCCCAAAUAUGCAAUUUUGUACAGCUGGCAGUGUUCAGUGCAGCGUUCAAUGCCAAUACACAAAUGAAGUAAUUUAAACCUUAUUGCUUGGAUUCAUGUGGGUGAAAGUUUUCCCAAAUAGAAAUAUAAUUCUUGGCUUGAUUAUGGUAUGCCAGGACCACCUACAUGGCAGCUUAAGAUUGCAGGCUUGUUCAGGUUUAUUUUGAUGCAUUUCAUUAUUUUGGGGCAGAACUGUAGUUAUACUAAAUAUCACCAUUCAACGUGCACAGGGCAGAAGACAUGUUCAAGCAAUAGCUUCAAUAACAGUAUUAUAUUAUUUUGUAGAGCUAAGCUUUUGAGCGUCUGCAUUCAUGUAGCCUCACAAAUAUACUGCGCUAGCAGGACAACUGGGGUAAUUUGAACUUUUCAUCUUAUACCUUCAGGUUAUACUCACCCCUGCAGGCAUUUCAAAGCAUUUCAUGAAUUUGUUGGCUCAUGCAGAAAGUUCUCGCAGAUGGCAGUGCUGAGCUUAACAUUGACAGCUUAACAUAGACCAAGGUGUGAAUUGAAUGGCCAGGUUUUUCAUUCCACAGCUGCUCUGUGGGCUGUGAGGGAUGCUUCAAUGGGGAGCUUUAGAUCAAUAUACUGACUGUGUGUGGUUCUUUAACUCGUUUAUAAAUUUAGGUGCACCUGGUUGUUUUCUUUUCCACUUCCAUCAGAAAAACAAUCUUUACUUCAUGUUAAGUGACAUAAUGUCAUAGCCACCACAGGUAACAAAUUUUGACAAAAAGAGACUCUCUUUUACUGUGGACAGCAGUUAUGAGCUGUGCUAUGGGCUGAUUGUGUUUCUUCGUUCACCAUGCAUUGGUUCAGGUAUGGCACAAUGCAACGUUUAAAAAAAAAGGUAAUAAAUUCAAGCAAGUACAUAUGGUUCAAGCAAAUGAUCAUGUGUUUUCAAACAAGAAAUUUUGACCACUAAUGCAUGGCUAUUUCGUGCAAGUUUACAGACACUUGUGUCAGGAGGUAACAAAUGGUGGCAGCUUCUUGUCAGGACCUGGACAGAGACAUCAAUACAGUUUGAAGUGUAUUUAACUUGGACGGUGCAAAUCUCUGUGCUAUCUUCUUCCUACUCGCUAGACAGGCUGAAAUGGUGGUGAAGUUCAGCACCAUCACGGUGAUCUUUGAAACACCUGUUGUAAUAGGCUCAUUUUGCAGUGUUAAUUGAACACAGUGCCUGCAGUGGCGGUACACGUUGCACUGUGGUGUUUUCUUCCUUCACUUCAUUACCGUUCAUUGCCACGCUGUUGGCGAGAUUUGCAGGUUUGCAAAGAAAAUGCACAAAAAGAUGCACUAGAAGUAAAGGCAAACUCAAUAAAGGCCACUUUGCAUAAGGUUUGCUUAUUGCAGAUCUUAUGUGUCUUGCUUGCCAGCGGAUGAUGCUGCAGACACGCUUUCUGCAGCAAGAGAAUCGAAUGUCGCAUUUUAAUUUUAUGGACCUUUCCUAGAACAGCAUGGUUCACAUGCUGCCAUCUCAGAUGCGAAAACUUUGUGAGCAUGCACCUGCUUGUAAUGUUCUGUCAGACUUGAUUGUGUUGUGCAAACAGUGUCGCUUGCGUUCUGCUCUUUGCAACCCCAUGCCUCCAUUGGUGUGCUUACUCAAUUCUUUAGAGCCACAAGAGGUUUUAGUGAAAUAGAGAAGCUCGGAGGUUACAAGAAUUCAUUAUGUUUUGGCAAGUGUUGUAAGAUGUGUAUUGUAUGAUCAUGCCACAGUUUAUGCUUUCUGUUCAUGUGAUGCAGAAUUAAUGUUUGUGUUUGCGGGACACAGUCUACCUCACAUUACUGGCUUGCUUUGGAUGUGCACCUUUUGCACAGUUAAUGCCUUUAAACAUUCACAUGACUGUACAGUAGACUUAAGUUUGACUUAGGCUCUGGCUAGGUUUGAUUUCUUUACUCAAUUCGAUGUCACCGAAGGGCAUAAGCCGGCAGAAAUGCAGAUCUAUGGGAUCCGCCUUCCGUUACUUCGAUAAAAAAGAAAAUCUGUGAGACACUUCACUUUUGAGAGCAAAUUAAAUGUAAUCAUGACCGCUGAGGGGAAACUACACUUUCUCUGAUGAAUGUGUUUACACGAGUGCUCCACAACACAUUUGUCAUAAACAGGGUGUUGACGCCAUAUUACCGUGUCACUGACAUUCCCUCUGAGAAAUGUUUCAAGUUUAUUAUUCACCACGUUAGGAAUUUGGAUGCACACACAAAGCGACCUACCUUCUUACUAUUGAACACAACAUUCUAAUGCUUGCUACAAUAGACUCUAGUUCUCUAUGAAGCACGUGCAAAGUGACACAUCUCAUCGCAUCUGCAUUUUCACCGUUGCUCAUUGCAUUCCAAUAUAUUUGCAAUGCCUAGCUGUAUUCCUUGUUUUUUCACUAUCACACAUAGUGUUCCAAUGCUUGAAAUGCCCAAAUCUAGUUCUUUGAAGAGCAUGUACAAGGUGGUGUCUCAUUGCACCAACCCUAUUUUCACUGUCAUGCAAAGUGGUGCCUUCUCACAUGUGCACCAAGCUGCGUAACAUUCUUCUAUUAUGCUAUCGCUUCAAUGAAAUCGCCAAGGUGCAGUGGUUAGAACACAUGACUCACAACUGAAAAGUUACAAGAGUUGGAACCAUGCUAGGGACAAAGGUGUCUUUCUCUAAUGAAGGGCUUCUUUAUGUCAGAAAGGGUUUCUUCAUGGCAGACCAAAGGAAGGCAUUAGGUGUAGGCCUGUUUGUUAUACAUAGAAUGGUUAUUGAUACAAUGGCACAUGUUGGAUAAUUUGACCUUGGAUGAUGUCCAUGCAUGCAGGUGCACAGACAUUGGAAGCUGAAAAGCUGUACCAGAGUGAUUACCAAGAGCAUGCACUUCUAGUCAGGUACAAUAGUGGAGAACAACAUUAACGCCAAGCAAAAACCAGACCGUACAUAAUAUUCUGAUUGGCAAUCAAGGAAAAAUAGAAGGAGAAGGAACUGUUCAUUCCCACAAGGGCAGUGUCACAGGCUGUGUGCUGCAACAGGAGCUAUGGAUAUUGUUAUACUUUCUGCGGCAGGCGGGGCGAGAGAAAUGUAGUAGAAGUUCCCUCAAGAGGUGGAAGUGCAUAAGGGGGAGGAAUAGCAGCUGGAGAGUAUCCUGCCACCUGCAGCAGCUCAUCAGAUUUUGUAAACUUGGGUAACGAGGUCUGUGGCCUGAUGGCAAACAACCGUAAUCCUUAUGUGCCACAAGGAUUCUGUCAGGUAGCUUGAGGGUGUGUCUGCCGAAAGUUAUACUCAAUGCUACCGAGACAGGUGUACAUUUAAAUACAACACUGUGCAGUGUGACAUGCAUUUAAAAGGUAUUUCACUUGCAGACUUGCACAGAUGGCCAUUGAUAAGAAGAUUGAUUUGGCAGACAAUAUGAUGAGAAACUUGGAUGUCAUCUUGCCUUCUAAUUUAAUUCACAAUAUAAUUUCACUGAUUCUUGCAUUCCCUUUAUUGUGAUAAUAAUGGAAGUCAUCUGUACUCGCUUAAUUUAGUUUUCAAAUUGAGUUUCAUGUGUGUGCAAUGCGGAUGUGCACUCCUCUACUGGCUGUUUGUUCUUUUUCUGUAAAGUAUCAGAAAAUAUAGCAGAUUCAUUACAUGACUCCUUGAGCGACCAGAAGUCUGCAUACUUGCACCAGUAGAAGGAAUACUAACCAAAGCUGUCUGUUAGUCUUACGGAGAUUUGGCAUGACAUUCUCGUGUUUUGCAAACAUGCCAUGCACUAUGAAUGUACACACUAAAAGGCAUAUUUAUCAAACACUCGUGUUUAUAGUAUCACUUUAAAUGUGUAAAUAUUUUUGUUUGCACACGUGCAAUCUUUUUUUCUUGGUCCUUAUUGACUUAGAAUGCUGUCAGUUGUGUUCAAUGCUGACUUUAACUGCACUGAUGUAUUUAUUGCUGUCAAACUUGAGCGACACUUAAUGCUAGUGCACAUCUUCGUACAUAAUCCGUUCUUGUCAAGUGCAAUGCUGUAGUGAUGCUGUCAUGUUUGUGUAGCUUCGCAUUUCCUAGUUUUGAUCAGAACUGCUGCUGGUGUGACAAGUGUAGUUCACAUGCAUCUUCACUUUACUCAAGUGCCCUGCAGUAAAAUGCCCGUACAUUAAUUUACUUUCUCUCUUUUCAGAACCGUUGCUCGAUUCUGUGCAGCUGUGUAUGUUACAAGUGAAAAUCAAUAUCGAAUAGUGGCAUUGAAAGAACGAGAGAUUCAAAACUUUAUUAUGCAGUUCAUACAUCAUGGCAGCUUGACUUCUGCAAGUAUAUGUCAUGAUUAUUGCUAUACAAUCGCUUUGCAUGUGAUGGAGAGCCUUCACAUGGAAAGUUACGUGCACAAUGGGACCGUUACCAUUUUCUCAAGCGGACAAGUGGUGCAAGGUGCCAAAAAAAUGGUUUGUUUGGUUUUUAGCUUUAUUCUCAAGAAAGCUGCCACACACACAUAAAUUCAUCCUUUCUUUUUUUUUUUUUGUAUUGAGAACUUGUAUUUCGGAGAACCUACUGCAUCAGGUUGUGUCAAGGAUUGUGACGCUUCUGUGGAAGAAAGAAUGGCCUAGUAACAUUCCUGUGAUUAGUAUCAUGUUGAUGGUCGUUGAUGGUGUUGCCCUGUAUUAGAUGUUCAGAGUUAAAUAAACAGUUUAACUAUGUUG
Molecule: messenger RNA, 11235 nt
Organism: Dermacentor silvarum
Lineage: Eukaryota; Metazoa; Arthropoda; Arachnida; Ixodida; Ixodidae
Gene: Pis
Product: CDP-diacylglycerol--inositol 3-phosphatidyltransferase
Exons: 7
Coding region: 1-783 (260 amino acids)
Biological process (GO): phosphatidylinositol biosynthetic process
Cellular component (GO): Golgi apparatus; membrane
Molecular function (GO): CDP-diacylglycerol-inositol 3-phosphatidyltransferase activity
Source: RefSeq, a predicted model, not a curated record